AUGACUAGUAACAGUUACGUUCUCACUUUCCUCGGCGACCUCAUGCUGGGACGACUGAUCGACCAGCUCCUUCCCCAGCAUGUCGACGAGCCAGAAGAAGCCAGACACGCAGCACAGAUCAAGCGCACCUAUCCACACCUUCGUGAGUACAACGUUAGUACACCUUGGGGCAAUACACUGGACUUUCUCAAGAAGUCCGACUUGGUACUUGGUAACCUCGAAACAGCCAUUACGACUCAUCCACGCCAAUGGCCUGACAAAGUCUUCAACUAUCGUAUGCAUCCUCAGAACGUGCAGAGCCUCAAAGUUGCGGGAGUCGAUUAUGUCAGUCUAGCUAAUAACCAUACGCUCGAUUUUAGCAAAGAGGGUCUCUUCGACACUGUGGGAGUUCUCGGACAUGCUCGGAUUGCUUAUGCAGGAGCUGGCCGUACUGUGGAGGACGCUCAGAGGCCAGCAGUACUGAAGCUCAAGCCUAAGGCAGAUACAGCUGGAGCGCAGCACGAAAUCCACCUGUACUCCUUCUCAGACCAUCCAGAUGACUGGUCGUCGAUCCCUGAGUUCAACUUGAUUCGAUACGACGGCUAUCAUCGGGCGAUGCUGAAGAACGUCCUGGGAAAGUCGUCUACCAAACCUGCGGUGAAGAUUGUGUCAAUGCAUUGGGGUCCCAACUACGCAUGGCAUCCUGACGCUGAUAUUAAAUCGCUGGCUCACUUCCUGAUCAACGAAUGUGAGGUAGAUAUCAUCCAUGGUCACUCAUCACAUCAUGUGCAAGGUGUCGAGGUUCUCAAUGGCAAGCUCAUAAUCUAUGGAUGCGGCGACUUUAUCGAUGACUAUGCUGUGAAGGCUGCCUAUCGAAAUGAUCUGAGUGCUGCUUGGAACGUGGUUGUUAACGAGUCGCCAGAUGGCAAGCUUGAAUUGCAGAAGCUUGAGAUCUUCCCAAACAGAAUCAAAGCGUUUCAGGCUGGGUUGCUUUCAGUUGAGGAUGCAGACCAUGACUUCGUGUGUGGAAAGAUCAGGACGUUGAGUGCUGACAUGGGCACAAUCGUCGAAUCUCAAUUAGGCAGCGAGGGACAGCUUGUGGUCAAGAUCGUCUGA
Messenger RNA from Lithohypha guttulata, 1095 nucleotides. RefSeq lists its product as uncharacterized. Lineage: Eukaryota; Fungi; Ascomycota; Eurotiomycetes; Chaetothyriales; Trichomeriaceae. The record is from RefSeq and is a predicted model, not a curated record. Bases 1 to 1095 code for a protein of 364 amino acids. The transcript has a single exon.